Molecule: messenger RNA, 1296 nt
Organism: Lasiodiplodia theobromae
Lineage: Eukaryota; Fungi; Ascomycota; Dothideomycetes; Botryosphaeriales; Botryosphaeriaceae
Product: Pseudouridine synthase
Exons: 2
Coding region: 1-1296 (431 amino acids)
Biological process (GO): mRNA pseudouridine synthesis; tRNA modification
Cellular component (GO): mitochondrion
Molecular function (GO): pseudouridine synthase activity; RNA binding
Source: RefSeq, a predicted model, not a curated record
AUGUUUGGUUUCGCGCCUACGCUUAGACGCGCCGCCAUGUCCUCCGCAAGCAAGCCGCAGCUCCUGGAGGGAGUCUUGGCCAUCCACAAGCCCUUGGGAAUCUCCUCAGCCCAGGUCAUCCGCGAUGUUGAGAACCACUUCAAUCCGUCUGAGCUCUUCCAGCCCAAUCUCGAGGCCGAACGCCGCGCCGUCGUGCUGGAGAAACGUAAGAAGGGCGACCAGUACCGCAAAAAGAAGGGCCCGAACCGCACGCAGCGCGUCAAGAUGGGUCACGGUGGCACCCUUGACCCGCUAGCCACCGGCAUACUCAUCCUCGGCCUCGGCAGCGGCACCAAGGCGCUCGGAAAAUACCUCAACGGCUGCCAGAAGACAUACGAGACCACCGUUCUGUUCGGCUGCGCGACUGACACGUUCGACAACACGGGCAAGGUCAUAGGCCGCGCGCCGUAUGCACAUGUCACGAGGGAUAUGGUGGAGAAGGCGCUAGAAAAGUUCAAGGGCAACAUCAUGCAGACGCCGCCGGUGUACUCCGCGAUUAAGUUCGACGGUAAGAAGGCGUACGAGAUCAUGCGCGAGGGUGGAACGCCACCCAAGAUGAAAGAGAGACCUGUCACGGUGUACAACCUUGAGUUGGUUGAUUGGUUUGAGCCGGGCACUCACAACUGGAGAUAUCCUCAGGAAGAGAUGGACGCCACAGCAGAGGAGAAAGAGACUAUUCUCAAGGCGUCCCUGUCGAGUGAGAAAAGGGAAGACUCGGCAGCUGCGGGAGAAAAGAGGAAGCGGGAGGAGGGCGAUUCGACCGAAGAGAUCCCCGAGAAGAAGAUAAAAGCAGAGUCCGGAGCAGAGCCCGCAGAGACCACUGCCACCGAGCCCAACGAAGCACCCACAAAGACGGUCGCCGAAGAAUCGACCACUACCCCUGCUGAAAACGGCGCUAAUGCUGCUGCCGCUCUGAUUCGCAUGACCGUCUCCUCUGGCUUCUACGUUCGCACACUCUGCCACGAUCUCGGCGCCGCCGUCAACAGCUUGGCUUGUAUGACAUACCUCGUCCGCACGCAGCAAGGAGAAUUCGAGCUUGGAAAGAAUGUACUCGAGUACGAUGAUCUACAGGCCGGUGAGCCGGUUUGGGGCCCAAAGGUCAAGACUUUGCUUCAAGACUGGAUGGUGAGGCAGCAAAGCGAGAAUCAAGAGCAGGAGAAGCCGAAGGCAAGGUCGAAGUCUCCCGAGAAGAGGGAGAAGUCGAAGUCCCCGCCAAAGACAGCGACGGUAGAGGAUGAAGACCCAGAGAUGGACUGA